Molecule: messenger RNA, 967 nt
Organism: Priapulus caudatus
Lineage: Eukaryota; Metazoa; Priapulida; Priapulimorpha; Priapulimorphida; Priapulidae
Product: epsin-2-like
Exons: 5
Coding region: 275-967 (230 amino acids)
Biological process (GO): endocytosis
Cellular component (GO): clathrin vesicle coat; endosome; plasma membrane
Molecular function (GO): clathrin binding; phospholipid binding
Source: RefSeq, a predicted model, not a curated record
CGGCGAAGGAGGGAAGCAGCCAUUUUUAGCAGAAAGGUCUUUUCCGUUUUCUCGGACUGUGCUAAAAGUUUUGUGGGGCUCGGUGACUAUAUUACAUCUAGUUGGCCAGAUGGGCACAAGACUGUGAGCCACCGGAGAUCCCUGGCAACGCAACCCGCAGCGAAGAAUUGACGACCACCGCAGUGACAACCCGUGGUGAAAAAACUCGCGACCCGGUCCCUGACCGCAUCCUGGUGGUAGUCAGCGCGACGCACAGACAGCAGCAGCAGCAGUGAUGGCGCCGAUACGCCGUGCCGUGAAGAACGUCAUCCACAACUACACCGACUCGCAGGUGAAGGUGCGCGAGGCGACGUCGAACGACGCGUGGGGCCCGUCGAGCACGCUCAUGUCGGAGAUCGCCGACCUCACGUACAACGUCGUCGCGUUCACCGAGAUCAUGCAGAUGGUGUGGAAGCGGCUGAACGACCACGGCAAGAACUGGCGGCACGUCUACAAGGCGCUCGUGCUGCUCGACUACCUCAUCAAGACGGGCACGGAGAAGGUCGCGCAGCAGUGCAAGGAGAACAUCUUCGCGAUACAGACGCUGAAGGACUUCCAGUACGUCGAGAGCAACAAGGACCAGGGCGUGAACGUGCGCGAGAAGGCGAAACAGCUCGUCGCGCUGCUGAAAGACGACGAGCGGCUGAAGAACGAGCGCACGCGCGCGCUCAAGGCGAAGGAGCGAUUCGCGCAGAACACGGCCGGGAUAGGCAGCACCUCGCAGACUGAUCCAGACAGGCAAACGACUGAUGAAUUGAGACCCCAAGGGUCGCUGCAGCGGCAGUUCUCGGGCGAGGAGCGUCGAGCGGGAGGAGGAGGAGCAGCAGCAGCCGCGGGAAGCAGCGAGGCGACGGAGAUGGAGGCUGCACCCGCGCAACGUUAUGGGGCGAGCGUCAGCUACAGCCUGCACUCGGCCACUGGCCACUGA